Molecule: messenger RNA, 9702 nt
Organism: Sinocyclocheilus anshuiensis
Lineage: Eukaryota; Metazoa; Chordata; Actinopteri; Cypriniformes; Cyprinidae
Product: E3 SUMO-protein ligase RanBP2-like
Exons: 29
Coding region: 102-9320 (3072 amino acids)
Biological process (GO): protein peptidyl-prolyl isomerization; NLS-bearing protein import into nucleus; protein folding
Cellular component (GO): nuclear pore; cytoplasm
Molecular function (GO): GTPase activator activity; peptidyl-prolyl cis-trans isomerase activity; protein binding
Source: RefSeq, a predicted model, not a curated record
GUGCAUCGCUCGCGCGUGAGCAGAGAGUGCUUUUAGCCGCUGGUCCGCGCUUCGAGGAUCAGCUUGUGAAACCGAGUCUAGAGGAGUUAGUCACAGCAGCCAUGAGGCGGACUAAAGCGGACGUGGAGCGCUAUAUCUCUUCCGUCCAGAGCGCCUCUCCCUCGCAGAAAGCGAGGCCAGUCAAAGGAUUUCUCUUUGCUAAACUCUACUUUGAGGCUAAGGAGUAUGAGCUGGCUAAAAGACAUGUUUCGGAGUAUCUGACUGUCCAGCCGAAGGAUCCUAAAGCGCACAAGUUCCUCGGGCAGCUGUUUGAGCGUAACGGCGAAACAGACAAAGCUGUAGGAUGUUACAAGCGCUCGGUGGAUCUGAAUCCGGCUCAGCACGAUCUGGUCCUGAAGGUGGCCGAGCUGCUGUGCAGUAAACCCGAGCACGACAGCCGAGCCGAGUUCUGGGUGGAGAAAGCGGCCAGGCUUCUGCCGGGACACCCGGCUGUCUUCAAUCUGAGGGAGAAGCUUCUGAGCGCUCAGAGCGGCUCAAACCAGCUGUACGAGCUGCUGCAGUCGGAGCUCAAGCUGCGGCCCGCAGACACCUACAUCAACCAGAAGCUGGUGCAGCUCUACAGCGCCGAGGGCCGGCUCGAGGACGCCGUCAAACACUGCCUCGCCGUGGAGAGAGCUGGCGUCCUGAGACACUGUCUGGAGUGGUACCAGCUGCUGCUCCGCACCCUACAGGAGUUCCUCUGCCAGCCGAGCGUGUCGUCGAACGUACAGGCGUCACGCAAGUUUAACAAAGAGCUGCUGCUGGCGCAUUGCAGCCGUGUGAGACUGACGCUGGCGCUGAAGGGCUGUGAGGAGAGCACCGCUGCGCUCUGGAGUUUUGACUGUGCGAUGCAGGCUCUGAAGAACACAGCCACAAACACGGCGGACGAGCUGGCGGAGGUGUUCACGGAGAUGAGGGCGCACCUGUACCUGUACUCUGGGACGCUGCUGCUGAAGAGGGCACAGGAAGGGGCGCAGCAGUGGAGGGCUGUGCUGGAUCUGGCCGCUCUCUGUUAUCUCGUAUCCUAUCAGGCUCCGAGACCCAAAGCCAGGAGCUUCAAGAGCGAGCAGGUGUCCCAUGAGCCUCUGGAGCUGCUGGCCUGUGAUCGUCAGAGUCAGGCGGGUCACAUGCUGCUGAACCUGAGCCGGGACGUGGAGCAGCUGCUGAAGGACGUGGUGGAGGCCUUCGGGAACCGGAGUGGCACGGGCUGUCUGUUUGACCAACUGUUCGGCGCACAGACGCAGGAGCAGAACUCCUUCAUCUGCAGCGAUGACAUCCACGUCCUCAGCGUACAUGUGCCCAAAGCCGUGGAUCUGGCCAAGUGUGACAGCGGAGCGGUGCUGCUGCACGCGGGUGAUCUGCAGCAGCUAGCGUGGCUCGGUCUGCAGUGGGCGCUCAUGGGUCAAAGCGUGAGUCUGCAGGAUUGGCUGAAGCAGCUCUUCCCUCGCCUCACACUCGAGACCUCCAAACUGGACACCAACGCGCCGGAAUCCAUCUGCCUGCUGGACCUGGAGGUGUUCGUGUGCGGCGUGGUGUUCUGCAGUCAGGCGCAGCUGCAGGAGCGAGGAAAGAUGGCCUGCGCUCAGCCGCACGAGCCGCGCUGUCUGCCGCUGCACAUCAUGAAGCUGCUGUCGUCUGACGGACAGAGAGAGUGGUGGGAUGCUGUCUACAGCCUGAUUCACAAGAGAGCGCAGCCCGGGACGUCUGCUAAACUGCGUCUGCUCGUUCAGCAUGGUCUGGGCACGCUGCGCGCAGGAGAGAAACACGGCCUGCAGCCGGCGCUGCUCAUACACUGGGCUAAACAUCUGACUGACGCGACUGAGCGGGUGAACUCUUACUACGAUCAGAAGGAGUAUGCUAGCCGCAGUGUGCACUACUGGAGGGUUGUGCUCCCCCUGCUGGAGAAGGUCCGACACAAACGCAGCAUCCCUGAACCCCUGCAGCCCAUGUUCAUGCACUUUCAGAGCAGAGACAUACAGCCCUCUCAGGUGCGAGUGUAUGAGGAAGAUGCAGUCAUAAGCUUCGCCACACUCCUUGACAUCGAGGGCAACACUGAGGAGGCCAUCGAAAAGCUGGAGCAGCUCAACAGCAUCUCGUCUAACUGGCAUCUGGCGAAGAUUUAUCAGAGGCUGUCAGAGGAGGCAGGGAACGGGCUUGAGGAAACUCAGGGCAAGUGCACCAGCUUCCUCCUGAAGUUCAGGAAAUACUUGGCCAAGAUUUAUCAGGCCAAUGCAGAGGAUUUGGAGAAGUUACCUGUAUCUAUGGAGGAGGUGAUGGAUUUGUUGAAUGAAGUCAACCAGCAGCUUGAAGAUGUUGGUGAGGUGGAUGAAGAUCAGGUGGACUAUCCUGUGACAUCCAGCCCCAGUCAGCCCGCUGAAGGCCAUGUUAAAUUCUCCACUCCUUCCCCAUCCAAGAGUGUCACGUCACCGUCCAAAAGAUCUGUGUUCUCCCCCAAAACGCCUCCUCACUGGGUGGAGGACCAGAAGUCACUGCUGCAGAUGUUAUGCCAACAGGUCGAGGCCUUGAAGAAUGAGGUUCAUGACCUGCGUCAUAACUCUUCAGAUGCCGCAGCAUCCUCAUAUAGGAUGUAUCGAGACAACUAUGAUGCAGAAGGACUUCAGGAAACGUUUCCUGCAGCGCAGACAUUCCACGGUGUUCCUCUCACUGUUGCUACUACAGGUCCCUCUGUGUACUACAACCAGUCUCCAGCAUAUAAUUCACAGUAUCUUCUGCGCACCGCUGCAAAUGUCACACCAACAAAGGGCCCAGUAUAUGGGAUGAAUCGUCUUCCUCCUCAGCAACAUAUGUAUGCCUACCAACAAUCAACACACACCCCACCUCUCCAGUCAACACCCGCAUGCAUGUAUCCUCAAGAGCAAGUCUUCGGUCCUCCCAUCCGGUUUGAGUCACCAGCUACAUCCUUACUCUCCCCAUACAGUGAGGAGUAUUAUGGUCAUAAUGUUCCUCAGCCCACAGUCAAUCCAACAUUGCCAGAGCCUGGAUAUUUCACUAAGCCAUGUGCUGUUACAUCCACACAGCCAUCCAGGAGCACUGAAAGCAAGGCUGUCGACCCCAAGAUGAGUUUUGGGCCGCAGUUCACAGGUGAACCUGCUAAGGUUCCCAACUUUGGAGGAGUAGCUGCUGUGCCAACAACAACAGCAUCAACUGCGUUCAAGUUCAAAUCCAAUUUCAAGUCCAAUGAUGGCGAUUUCACCUUCUCCUCUGCUCAGGGGAAAAAUAGUGAAAGCCUCUUGGGACUUCUGACAUCAGAUAUUCCUCCCAAAGUGGAGGUGCCGUCAGAAACAAAACAUCAGACCCAAGACCAGCUGCCUAGCCAGAGCGGAGUCUUUACCUUUGGAAGUAAAAGUGCAGCAGGAUUUUCAUUCACUGAUGGUGCUCAGAGCAAGAUGAGUAUUUUUGGCAACAGCGACCAAAGAUUUAGCUUUACAAGUGGAACCAAGCCAACAUUAGGGAAUUCAGAGCCUCGGGAAGAGAAAAGUGGGGCGAGUGACAAUGAUAGCACCCAUGUAGAAGAAGAUGUUAAAUUUGAGGAGGCUCAAAAAUUCCUUUCGGAAUCCCCACAAGGCCAACUGGCUGAAAAGGAAAGCGAAAUUCCACAGCCUCAGGUUUCAUCCAAAGAAGUGGAUCUCAAAACCCUGUUUUCCAAGAAGGCGGGUGAAUGGGACUGUGACAUGUGCUGUGUAAGAAACGCUCCCACGUCUGCGGUAUGCGUGGCCUGCAGCAGUGCAGCUCCUUCUACAGCACAGGUCAAACCUGUAGAGGAACCCAAAGGCUCUGGCCCUGCCGCUCCUCCUGCCAAAUUGUUUUCUUUUGGACUUUCUGGAGAUUCUGCUAAGAACAACUCCAGCACUGAUGUCAGCUCAAAGGGCUUCAUUUUUGGAUCUCAAAUACCAGUUUCUUUUAAGUUUGGAUCGAAGGAUGCUGCCGCCACAUCUGCUGACUUUGGAGCUCAGGCUGAGAAGAAAACAAUUCAGUCUGAUGCACCACAACAAGAGAAAGUGUCAGCAGGUCCAGCAGUCCCAUUUGGCACUGGAUUUGGUGCUCAGUUUGCCAAUGGAUCGAAGGAUGCUGCCGUCACAUCUGCUGACUUUGUAGCUCAGGCUGAGAAGAAAACAAUUCAGUCUGAUGCACCACAACAAGAGAAAGUGUCAGCAGGUCCAGCAGUCCCAUUUGGCACUGGAUUUGGUGCUCAGUUUACCAAGAAAGAGGGUCAGUGGGACUGUGACUCCUGCCUAGUGAGGAAUGAUGCCUCAGCAACUGAAUGUGUUUCUUGCCAAGCCCCCUGCCGCACUGAAAAAAGUAAAGCAACAUCACAAGGUGGGCUAGCUGCCAUGUUUGGUAAAAAAGAUGGACAGUGGGAUUGUGAGACUUGCCUGGUAAGAAACGAAGGUUCAUCCAGCCAUUGUGUUUCAUGUCAGACAGCAAACCCAAAUAUGAAAAACAAGACCUCUGCUGCACCAUCAAGUUCCUCUUUUUCCUUCAGUUUUGGUAGUUCUAGCAGCCAACCUGCUGCGACAGGAUUUAAAGCCAAUUUCAAUCCAGGCCCUGCUUUUCAGUUUGGCACAAGUCAGGAUAAAGCAUCCUCAGAAGGCUUCAAGUUUGAGUCCUCCACAACUGAGGCUGAAAAGUCAUCAGGCAGUUCCAGUUUUUCGUUUUCCAUGUCGGCGCCUGCUGGUGGAUUUAAGUUUGGCAUUGCAGAAUCUGAGGCAAAACCAUCAGAUGAACAGUCCCAAAAUGGGUCUGCAUCUGACCUCCUCAAAAAUAUUGCUGAGCUUCACAAAGAGAAAGAGAAAGAAAAAGAGGCAGCCCUAAGUACCUCAGAACAGUCUGUAGAUGCUGAUAGUCAUGAUAAUAAUCCCCUCUUUACUGAAAAGCCUAACACCUUUAGUUUCGCUGACUUGGCAAAGUCACAAGGCAGUUUUCAGUUUGGCCAGAAUGAUCCCGCUUUCAAAGGCUUUGCAGGGGCUGGCGAGCAGCUCUUUACAGGAGUUCAUUCCAGCUCCAAGGCCGACACCUCUGUCGAUCAAGAUGAUGAAAUGUACAAAACCGAGGAGAAUGACGAUAUUCAGUUUGAGCCCGUUGUUCAGAUGCCGGAGAAGGUCGACCUUGUUACAGGCGAAGAAGAUGAGAAAGUCUUGUAUUCACAGCGUGUCAAACUCUUCAGAUUUGAUACGGAAACAAACCAAUGGAAAGAAAGAGGAGUCGGCAACCUUAAACUGCUCAAGAAUAAUCAGAACGGGAGACUUCGAGUUCUUAUGAGGAGAGAGCAGGUGUUUAAAGUGUGUGCUAAUCAUUGGAUCACAACCACAAUGAACUUAAAGCCCCUCUCUGGCUCGGAUCGAGCCUGGAUGUGGAUGGCCAGUGACUUCUCAGAUGGAGAUGCCAAAUUAGAACAACUUGCGGCAAAAUUCAAAACACCUGAGCUUGCAGAAGAGUUCAAGCUUAAAUUCGAGGAGUGUCAACGACUGCUUUUGGAUAUUCCUUUGCAGACACCUCACAAGCUCGUGAACACUGGCAGAACGGCCCAGCUUAUAAAGCAAGCUGAAGAAAUGAAAUCUGGGCUUAAGGACCUCAAAUCAUUCUUGACUUGCCAAAACAAGGAUGACAAAAGUUGCGAUACAAGUCAUAGUACCUCUGCAAUUGUAGUUAAGCUCGACUCUGAGAGCACCGCACCCACUUUAGAAUGGGAUAAUUACGAUUUUCGUGAGGAAGUGCACGAGGACUAUGCCAGCUCCUCUGUGUGCAAUACUCCUUUGCAGCCUGAUCCAGUAGCUAAAAAUUUAUUCCGCUUUGGCGAAUCGUCCACAGGCUUCAGUUUCAGUUUUCAGCCUAUUCUCAGUUCCUCUAAGUCUCCAUCUAAGCUAAACCAGAGCCAGGCUUCUGUUGGCACAGAUGAUGAGCAAGAAGCGUCGCAGGAGGAAGAGCGAGAUGGUCAGUACUUUGAGCCUGUUGUGCCAUUGCCUGAUCUUGUUGAAGUCUCAACAGGAGAGGAGAACGAGCAAGUCCUUUUCAGUCACCGUGCCAAAUUAUACCGCUAUGAUAAAGAUCUCAGUCAGUGGAAGGAACGAGGUAUAGGAGACCUUAAAAUACUACAACACUAUGAAACAAAGCGCGUCAGACUCGUGAUGAGACGGGACCAGGUCCUCAAACUGUGUGCAAACCAUUGGAUUGCUUCCAAUAUCAAGCUCGAGCCCAUGAAAGGAGCCGAGAAAGCGUGGAUCUGGAGUGCCUUUGAUUUUGCUGAAGGGCAGGGCAAGGUGGAACAGCUGGCAGUUCGAUUUAAACUGCAGGAAACUGCAAGUGCUUUCAAAGAAAUCUUCGAAGAGGCGAGGACUGCACAGGAAAAAGACACUCUACUAACCCCAUUUUCUGCGAGAGUACCUGCCUCCACCCAGGAGACGCUUUGUGGCCAGGCUGCAGUUGCUGUACUUGAGGAAACCACAAAAGAACGUACCGGACUCUCUGAGGAAGGCAGUCCUAAACUGGAUCAGACACCUCAAAGCACCAAGAAUGUGGUCUCUCCUCCAAAGUUCGUCUUUGGGUCAGACUCUGUGCAGAAGAUCUUUGGAAGCCCUUCGCCAUCAAAAGAAAAAUCUCCGGUUGUGAUUCCCAGUUCAGAAGAUGAGGAAACGGGUGCCUCGAGACUGAAAACCUCUGGACCAGCAGUGACCAGCCAGUCAUCGGUUGGGACUCCUUUCAGCAUACCAACAAGAAUUUCCUCUCCGUCAGCGCAGAAGAGCAGCGCUCAGGACGUGUGUGAUGAUGAUAUCGAGAUCGUAUUUGAGCUUAAACCAACAAUAGAGCAAGCAAAGCUGGCUGCCAGUCUGAUGCUUCCUCCUACGUUCUUCUGUUACAAAAACCGUCCAGGAUACGUCAGCGACGAUGACGGCGAUGAUGAGGAUUUUGAGAGAGCAGUGAGGGAUCUGAAGGGUAAGCUGUAUGCGGAUGGAGCUGAUGGAGCGUCUGAUCACGUUUCCUCUCCGUCAGCGCAGAAGAGCAGCGCUCAGGACGUGUGUGAUGAUGAUAUCGAGAUCGUAUUUGAGCUUAAACCAACAAUAGAGCAAGCAAAGCUGGCUGCCAGUCUGAUGCUUCCUCCUACGUUCUUCUGUUACAAAAACCGUCCAGGAUACGUCAGCGACGAUGACGGCGAUGAUGAGGAUUUUGAGAGAGCAGUGAGGGAUCUGAAGGGUAAGCUGUAUGCGGAUGGAGCUGAUGGAGCGUCUGAUCACGACUCUGAGGUCAGUCUGGUGUGGGAGAAGCGGCCGACUGCAGACGAGGAGCAGCGAGCCAGACGCCUCCUGCUGCCUCCCACCUUCCUGUGCGGCGUCAGCAGUGACUCCGAGCCGGAGGCAGAGAAACCAGACGACUUCAGCACUGAGCUCCAGAAGCUGCAGCAGCAGGCGCAGGUGACGAGUGUUUCUGAUCUUCUCAUCGCUGUGAGUCCGGACUGCAGCACAGCACCAGCUCUGGACACACAGGUGAAGCCUAAGCCUUCCCAUGAUGCAGCAGACGAGGAGCAGCGAGCCAGACGCCUCCUGCUGCCUCCCACCUUCCUGUGCGGCGUCAGCAGUGACUCCGAGCCGGAGGCAGAGAAACCAGACGACUUCAGCACUGAGCUCCAGAAGCUGCAGCAGCAGGCGCAGGUGACGAGUGUUUCUGAUCUUCUCAUCGCUGUGAGUCCGGACUGCAGCACAGCACCAGCUCUGGACACACAGGUGAAGCCUAAGCCUUCCCAUGAUGCAGCAGACGAGGAGCAGCGAGCCAGACGCCUCCUGCUGCCUCCCACCUUCCUGUGCGGCAUCAGCAGCGACUCCGAGCCAGAGGCAGAGAAACCAGACGACUUAAGCACUGAGCUCCAGAAGCUGCAGCAGCAGGCGCAGGUGACGAGUGUUUCUGAUCUUCUCAUCGCUGUGAGUCCGGUCUGCAGCACAGCACCAGCUCUGGACACACAGGUGAAGCCUGAGCCUUCCCAUGAUGCAGCAGCUGUGGACACGAGCAGCGGCGGAGCAGAAGAGCGUCAGACUGACGGCAGCCGUCCCAUCGACCUCUCCACCAAGAGAAGCAGUGAGAGCGACUCCAGCACAGCUACAGGUCUGUCUUUUGGAUUCGCAUCUGCGGGUGGGUUUUCAUUUGAAGAACUCGCAAAGACUUCGGGUGAAUUUGCAUUUGGCAAAAAAGAUGAUCAUUUCUCAUGGUCAGGCGCAGGAGCCACAGUCUUUGGAAGUACAGGGACACAAAAGGAAGGAGAAAAAACAAGCCAUGAAGCAGAAGAGGAGGGCAGUGAUGAAGAGACGACUCGUAAUGAGGAGAUCCACUUUGAGCCGAUCGUGUCUCUGCCUGAGGUGGAGGUGAGGUCUGGUGAGGAGGACGAGGAGAUCCUGUUCAGAGAAAGAGCCAAACUGUACCGCUGGGACCGCAAGCUCAACCAGUGGAAGGAGCGCGGCGUGGGAGACCUCAAGAUCCUCUUCCACCCGCUGAAGAAGAGCUACCGCCUGCUGAUGAGACGCGAGCAGGUGCUCAGAGUCUGCGCCAACCACAGCAUCAGCCCGAGCAUCGAGCUCAAGCCCAUGAACACCUCGGCUAACUCUCUGGUGUGGACCGCCACCGACUACUCAGAGGGAGACGGGAAAGUGGAGCAGCUGGCGGCCAAGUUCAAGACUCCAGAGCUGGCGGAGUCCUUCACACGAGCCUUCACAGACUGCCAGAGCCGCAUGUGUCAGACUGACGCCGCUCAGACGUCUGCUGCCGAGGCGCUGUCUCGAGACUCCAACCCUGUGGUGUUCUUCGACAUCACCGUAGAUGACGAGCGUGCUGGGACAGUCGUCAUGGAGCUCUUCGCUCACCUCGUGCCCAGAACGGCGGAGAACUUCCGGGCUCUGUGUACGGGAGAGAUGGGCUUCGGUUACCGCCAGUCCGUCUUCCACAGGAUCAUCCCGGACUUCAUGUGUCAGGGCGGUGAUAUCACCAGCCAGGAUGGGACGGGAGGGAAGUCCAUCUACGGAGGGAAGUUUGAGGACGAGAGCUUCGAGGUGAGGCACACGGGGCCGGGGCUGCUGUCCAUGGCCAACCGCGGCAGAGACACCAACAACUCGCAGUUCUUCAUCACCCUCAAGAAAGCAGAGCACUUAGACUUCAAGCACGUGGCCUUCGGAUUCGUCAAAGACGGCAUGGAUGUGGUGAGGAGAAUCGGAGAGCUGGGCACGAAAGACGGGAAACCCACAGAAACCAUCACUAUCUCAGACUGUGGACAGAUGUUUUGAGCUGUUCUACACAAACUACUGUUCAUCAUGUUUGAGACCGUGUUCCCUGAACUCUUGUGUAAAUCAGAACUUGUAUACGCAGUGGUUUUAUUUUUGUCCUGUUUGUGUGUUAAUAAAGUGGACAGCACUAGUUGACAAUAAAAUUAAUGCAAAAAAAAGAAAAACUUUAUUUUAUUACAGAGCUUGUUUACCCCAGAGUUUCCUCACGUUUACAGGGGCGUAAUUGGGCAGAAUGUGAAUCUUUUGAAGACUUUAUUUGUUAAAUGUGUGUAUUUGGUUGAAGAUCACUUCACUGACACGAGGUCCCACACAAACACAGCCAUGUUUCUUGCCACUUUGAAUUUCUUGAACAUAAAAUAAACUUCUGACAACUUGAGUUUCA